This is a messenger RNA of Cyclopterus lumpus (lumpfish), 1843 nucleotides long. RefSeq names its product COBW domain containing (gene zng1a). Bases 197 to 1309 code for a protein of 370 amino acids. NCBI's taxonomy places the organism in Eukaryota, Metazoa, Chordata, Actinopteri, Perciformes, Cyclopteridae. Gene Ontology annotation, cellular component: cytoplasm. The transcript has 16 exons. The record is from RefSeq and is a predicted model, not a curated record.
GGAGACUUUCUGUUCUGACCGACGUGAACGAAAGCGGAACUAUUAUCGCCGAGUCCGAAUUUGAACGGAGCCUCUUCGGUGUCGCACGCUGUCAAAACAGAAAUCAGCACCAGUGCAGAAGAUAUCACAUUUGGUGGAAACUUUAAAUAACUGCAUCCACAGGAGGAACUUUAAGGUCCAGCUGGUUAUUUCUGGUAUGGAUGGCACUGUGAUGGAGGAGGAAGAUGACUGCCCGGAGCUGGUGCCCAUCGACACCCCGCCCGGCCCUCCUGCAGAGCAGAUACCUGUCACCAUCAUCACGGGCUACCUCGGUGCUGGAAAGACUACACUCCUGAACUAUAUCUUAACAGAACAACACAGCAAGCGGAUUGCUGUCAUCCUCAAUGAAUUUGGAGAGGGCAGCGCCCUUGAGAAGUCCCUCGCUGUAAGCCAGGCAGGCGAGCUGUAUGAGGAGUGGCUGGAACUGAGGAAUGGCUGCCUCUGCUGCUCUGUCAAGGACAACGGUCUCAAAGCCAUCGAGAACCUGAUGGAGAAGAAAGGAAAGUUUGACUACAUCCUGCUGGAAACCACGGGGCUCGCUGAUCCAGGAGCCGUGGCCUCCAUGUUCUGGGUCGAUGCAGAGCUCGGCAGUGACAUCUACUUGGAUGGCAUCGUCACGGUCAUCGACGCCAAGCAUGGACUUCAGCAACUAACAGAGGAAAAAGCGGACGGACUCGUCAAUGAAGCAGCCAGGCAGAUUGCCGUCGCUGACCUGACCAUAAUCAACAAGACAGACCUGGUGAAUGAAGAGGAACUCGGUCAAAUCCGAGAGGCGGUCAGGUCUGUAAAUGGUCUUGUCAAGAUUCUAGAAUGCCAGAGGUCAAAGGUGAAUCUCUCCGAAGUGCUGGAUCUGCAUUCCUUCGACAGUAAGGACGGAGCCAAUCUCGCUGAGAAGCUCCAGCUGGUGAAAGACACAAGGCCACAUCUUGACAAGAGUAUUUUAACUGUGACAUUUGAAGUGGCUGGCGAUCUCUCUGAGGAUGCUCUGAAUGUUUUCAUCCAGGAGCUCCUGUGGGAGAAGAUGUUCAAAAACAAAGAGGGGCAACCCAUGACUGUCAUUCGGUUAAAGGGCAUAGUAUCCUUUGCAGGUAAAGCCCACCAAGUGAUGCUGCAGGGGGUUCACGAGCUGUAUGACCUGAAUGAGACUCCACAGCUUUGGGAGGAGAACCCGCGGAUCAACCGGCUGGUCUUUAUAGGGAGGAACCUGGACAAGAACAUUCUGCAGGAACAGUUCAUCUCUACAGUGCUGGAAGGAGCACAGGGAAACUAGCCACAAACUUUCCUUCCCCUUUGCAUUGAAACCUGAUGAUUCUGGGGCAAAAGGUCGUGGCUUUUGGCCGUCCAUAAACCUGGCAGCGUGUCUCAGACAGUUUCCUCCUUUCCUCAGUGGACGGUUACGGUUACAGUCAUGAUCCAUACAGUAGUUUUCACAUUGUGAUAAUCCAGCAUACCUGCUUUAAAAGCUACAGCAUAUCAAAAGGUGUUUAUGUGGCUGUAGUGUCUGAGCUAAAUGCUUUGUGUCACCCCUGGAAACCUAUUUUGAUCGUGGACUUUAAAAUGUGUACACACACACACACAAAGAUGCAAGGAAUUAUUAUAAUUUUUUUCUCAGAAAGAUGGCUUUGUAAAAUCUGCCAUUAUUUAUUUUUCAGGUCGGGAGCCCCAGUAGUGUUAGAAGUUGCAAAGUGACGCACAUAAUGUAUCAAGUGUGGUACAAGACUGUACUUUGUAAACAAUUUCCUGGCUUUUAACUUCCUGUAUUUUUAAAAUUAUUCAAAAUAAACUUAUUUUUUCCUGAACAAGU